Molecule: messenger RNA, 4354 nt
Organism: Alligator sinensis (Chinese alligator)
Lineage: Eukaryota; Metazoa; Chordata; Crocodylia; Alligatoridae
Product: mitochondrial fission factor homolog A
Exons: 11
Coding region: 422-1264 (280 amino acids)
Biological process (GO): positive regulation of mitochondrial fission
Cellular component (GO): peroxisome; mitochondrial outer membrane
Source: RefSeq, a predicted model, not a curated record
CUUACCGAGGCCUGACUUGCCAAAAAGCGGGAGGGAUCAGGAUCCCUGAGUGAUAUCACCAGCCGUUGAUAGAAAGGGGCAGGAAGAAGAGUUGUUUACAGGGAGUGUCUUGUGCUGCAUCAGUUCAGAACAGCUCUGCUGUGGUCAAAGGCUUUGCUUACCUCUGUCUGUGUUGUAUACGUGAUGCCUCCUGCCCGAUGCGCUCACUGCUGCAUUCAGAACUGCAGAUCCCAGUGGCAUCACCAGAAUGAACCAUGGCAAAUAGUCCAGAUGGAUGCUGCCUGUCAGACCCACUGCCGCCCCAGCUAUCUCACAGAAGAACAAUAAGGAAGACCAUUUAGAAGGAGUUCUUAUUUCGAAAGUGCCGAUGUAGUAAAAUGUGGCAUCAAGGUGGAUGAAGUGACCUAGGAAGGAAGUGACAAUGUGGCCAUUUUGGAGCCUGGACCUGAACCGAAUCCAGUGUGACUUGGGCUUCACAGAAGCCAUCAAUCAAAGCAUGCAGGUGCCCAACAGACUGAAGGUGGCAGAGGAGUCUGGCCUGUUGGAUCAGGAGAGAACAGCUGAGGAUGUUCCCCCAUCCUUUCAGAUGCACAUCCCUGAUAGGCUAUCACUGGCAGAGAUAAUAGAUGCUGGUCCAAGGCCAUUGCUGGUCCCACAUGAUGGGGAAAACUCCUCUGUUUUGCAUGAGCCCCUGAAUUCCUCUACCCAGCCUUCACCACUGAGGGAGCUCCCAUUUCUGAACAUCACCACCAGAUCAGCUGCCCAGAAACGCAAAAGAUCAGCUGCCCAGAAACGCAAAAGACCGACCCAGCAUGUGAGAUCACAGAGGGAGAGGCCACACAGUGAAAAUGCCCAGCUGCCCUGGCAUAGUGGAAGUGAGAGACAUGAUCGGCCAGACACAGGCCUACUGCCCAGCCCCACCCCGCAGUUCCCUCUGUUCAUGCACGGUGGCAGGAUCUACUCCUUGCAGAACAUCUUCCAGAUAAUGUGCUUCCUGAGUCGCCUGCUCUUCCACCAGGUUCAGAAGUCUAUCCAACCCCAAGCCCAGCCCAGCUCCCAAGAGGCUGGGCCAACUUCAGAAAGUUCCCUGGAGGAGAUAGGCAUGUCUGAGAUCAUAGCAAUGAGAAAACAGUUGAAUAAGAUCUCAGGGAGGCUGCGCAAUCUGGAGGAGCAAUGCACAGGCUGGCGUCAGAAGGAGCUUCUGGUCUACUCUGUGCUGGUCUCUGCGUGUCUCCUCAAUACCUGGCUUUGGCUAAGCAGAUGAAGAACCCUCCCCAUCACAGAACAGCCUGUGUGCAUGGGGGAGUCCUGGCUAGAACACUCUCAGACCAUAAACUCUGUGUUUCUUCCCCUUGGUUAACCUGCUUCUUGAACUGUAGAUUCCCUGAGGAUCUGUGACCUUUGGGCUCUGUUUGCAAUGCAGAUGAAUGGAUUGGGAUGUUCCUUUUUUGCUGGAGAAAGUUGGAAGAUUAGAAAUGGAAGGAGCUUACUUGCUGGAUCAGCUGACAACAAAGAGAUGUUUGUAAUCAAGAGCUGUCCAACCCCUUUCAAAUGAUGAACUUUUUGUCUUGCAGCUGUUCUGCCUUGGGCAAUGGCUUUAUCCACCUGUAUGCGCUACUUAAGUAGUAAGUAGUGUUGUAGGUGGGACUGGGCCGGGACAUGGAUGUAAAGUCACCAAGGGUGACCCAGGGGCUGCAAGAAGCAGUGUUAUUGGGUCAGUAGGUAGUGCUGGGGGUUUGCACUGAACCAAUCCUCAGCAUGGUGUUAAGGGAUGCUAUGUUGCUGUUGGUGCCAUCCUUCAGAACAGAUGCACAAAGCUGGGGUUCUAAGGGCUUGUGGCCAUCAAAAUCGCCAUUGCAUGGUGGAUAUGGGCAAUCCUGGUCUCUAGGCAAAUUCCAACUUGGGUAGCUAAGUUCUGACACCUAGACAUUUUCCUGUAGUUUCACUGAGACACCUCUUCAUGUCCUGCAUAAAGUUUUUGUGCUGCCUGGUUGCACGGUUUGAAGUAACAGUUGUUAUGUGGGAGAAAGCUGCACUGCAACAGGGGGCAAAGCCAAUUUGUAAGGAAUGUUGGUAACCAUGAAGAUGGAUUGUGGUGUGUAUGAUUAUUGCUAAUGUUCAGGUGUUGGCCAGCAGCCUGGAUGAUGACUUGAGUGCCUGGAUAUCAAAGCCAAAAGAGUGGAAAUCUCACAGAUGGAAUAUAUAGCCUGAGUAAUGAGACUUGGCCCCAUGUAUUUUAUCAGUUUUGCAGGUUUGGACUGGGUUACAGAGGAACUGACAAGGUUCUGCUCUGGGGUAUAUGGUGUCUCUUAUGACAAAGGAAAUUCUUGGCAUAGUAUUGGCUAAAAACUGUCAUGUGAUGAAGCUGGAAUCCUUUGCCUCAUUCAGUCUUGGAAAUUAUCGGUACUCUAAUCAGGAUCAGUGUUAACUCUCAGAUCCCUUGAUUGGCUCAGCAGGGAACACUUUGUUUCCACAGAUAUCUAAUGUCACCCCCACUCAGAACGGGUGUGUGUGCGUGCAUAUGUGUGGUUAAUGCUAUUUAUACAACACCAACAGAAGCACUUUACAGACUUGUAUGAAGACAGGGUCCCUGCCCUAGAUAGCUUAAAAUCUAAGUUGACUGCAUAGAAAUGCAGGAAUUGAGAUGCAUAUAACUGAAAAGGAUCUGACUAAGUGGUCACUGACUGUGUGUGUGGGUGGGGUGUAUAAUAACACACUCAAAAUUCAUGGCUAUAAUUGGACAACUUCUAGAUACACUGGUCAGCCUAUAUGAAAUACCAGUACCAAUGCAUGGCCACAAAAUCUGGGCCAGAUGGUUAACCCAGGUUUAACUUGGUUUCUCUUGUUCCAUGUAUAAAUAACUGUAGGUGCAAGUUUGGUCAUUUAAAUGUCCAAGUACCUGAUUUAUUGGCACAGAUACUUAGAUGUUCAAAUGAUGCAAGUUGCACCCCUGUCUAUGCCUAUAAAUCUGGUAGUACUUGGAUUUCUAAAUGAAAAAUAACAGUUCUAUAAAUAAUCAUAGGUGCAAAACUCUGCCCCUGAGGCCAAUGUCUAAGCUAAAGAAAAUAUGGAGAUUUACUGCAACAGAAGCUAGGAUCUGCUGACUGUUCGGGCAACUCCUACUGCAGUCAGGGAGGGUACGUGGGUGUGUGUGUGGAUGACUGUCAGCUCAGGUGGUUCCUACCUGAGGUUAAGGAAUGGGAUGAGCUGAUUUGUGUUGCUACUACCUACUUUGUUGCUCUGGAGUGGUUGGGCUUUCUCUUGGUCUGCAGAACUUGCACUCCAGCUCCUCUCACUUCUAGUGAACAGACCCAUGGAUCCAGUGGGAUCUAUCACUUCAGUCAUCUGUAGUUCAAGAUAGAAUCUUCUACAAUCCAUGCUUUAAUUUUGCUAGCAAUGUUAUGUGGCAUUGCAGUGGUUCCCACUUCCCUGUAACUGGAGCCACUGACUGUAGGAGAUGUUAUUUUCUUUUUCAGUCCACAGCAUGGACCGAAGAGGCCUGAUCCAGUGUGGUGGCCAAGGCCCUCUAGCUCCUGUCAGGCAUUUGGAGAAGAGGGUGGUUCCAAGAUCAGGCCUGUGCUGGCUAGUUGGAGGGUAGUUGCAGACUGAUUGCUAGUGGUGCAGUGUAAUUUUUUUGUAGGAGGCCUGUGUCCUAGUAGGUUUGUGAAAAUCUGGAAAUAACAAUCAAUAAAGAGCCUGUUUAAACACACAUGGCAGAAUAUGCCAAUGGCCUCUAGACCUGCUUACUGUAUCAACACAGCUAAUUUUGAGUAAGGUUUUGUCCUCUGGACUGCAACUCUGUAGCCUCCUGCUGGGUGUCUAAGCCAUGUGUAUACUUACUAUGGCUUCAACAUCCUCAUCUUGUAAGAUCAUGUUGACUGAAUUGGCCAGCCAGUGUAAAAAUACCCGCAAAUUACAGCAGCCCAAGAGUCCUGGACAAUUUUUUGUGAUUCCAGUCACCUGCUUAAGGUGGGAUUGUCUGUAGCUAAGUCAUCCUAGUCAAGCGUCUGUUCAACCCACUCUUGAAAAUUUCUAAGGAUAAAGAUUCCAUAACUUCUGUAAGUAGCCUGUUUUAUUGUUUGAGCACCUUCGUAGUCAGAAAGUUCCUUCUAAUCUCUAAUGUAAAUUUUGUCUGCUGCAGCUUGAGGCUGUUGGUCCUAGUUUUGUCUCCUGUGGUCAUGGAGAAAAGGCCCCCUCUCCAUCCUGUUCUUGGUAACCAUCCUUCAGGUAUUUGAGAACUGCUAUCAAAUCCCCUCUCAGUCUUUUCUUCUCCAGACUAAAUAACCCUGAUUAUUUCAGCCUUUCCUCAUAAGCCUUGCUUUCCAGGCUGGACUCUGCUGGACUCUUACCAGAC